Molecule: messenger RNA, 1837 nt
Organism: Varanus komodoensis (Komodo dragon)
Lineage: Eukaryota; Metazoa; Chordata; Lepidosauria; Squamata; Varanidae
Gene: GC
Product: GC vitamin D binding protein
Exons: 12
Coding region: 47-1549 (500 amino acids)
Biological process (GO): vitamin transport
Cellular component (GO): blood microparticle; cytoplasm
Molecular function (GO): vitamin D binding; vitamin transmembrane transporter activity
Source: RefSeq, a predicted model, not a curated record
CAAUCAUUCAUCCAGGCAUUUGGAGGGAAGAGAUAUAAAUGUUCGGAUGAUCUCGUCAGCUGAUUUUCUGAAGCUGCCAGCGCAGCAGCAUUAUUUGAUCACCUCCUUAUGCCAGCGCAAUAGUUGGAAGGCAGAAAUGAAGACCAGCAUCGUGAGCACCUUGCUGUUCUUGCUAACAUAUAGCCAUGCAAUGGAGAGAGGACGAGAUUAUUUAAAGGAUAAGAUCUGUCAGCAGUUCAGCACCAUGGGAAAAGAGAAAUUCCAUGCCCUAACAUUGGUCUUGAACAGCAAAAAAUAUUGCCAGGCAACCUUCGAGGAAGUUAACAGUAUUGUGAGUGAGAUUGUUGCCCUUGCAGAAAAAUGUUGUGUCGAAGGAGCCAGUGAGGAUUGCUAUCUUACCGAGUCUUCAGCUCUCUCCGCCAAAUCCUGCGCUGAAAAUUCUCCUUUUCCUAAGCUUCCGGGGACGGCUGCUUGCUGCGCCCAAGAAGGCCUGGCUCGAAAGCUGUGCUUGGCUGCCCUGAAGCACCCGCCCAAGGAGUUCAUGACAUACGUGGAGCCACAAGGGGAUGAAGUGUGUGAGGCCUUCAAAAAGGACCCCAAGGAAUUCACAGACAGGUUUCUGUACCAGUUUUCUUCGGACCAUAGCUGUACCCCAUUGCCAUUGCUGCUGGCUUACACAAACAGCUACUUAUCCACGGUUGGAAGUUGCUGCAACCAGAAACAACCGUCAGUCUGCCUUUUAAGAGAGGCUCUGCAGAAGGCAUCCCUACGGACCCUGAUGCAUCUGUCCAACAAGGCAUGCUCCCGCUAUGCUUUCCUUGGGCAAAACAAAACAAGACUCAGCUACCUCAUAACACUUACCCAGAGAAGUCCAAAUGCUUUAUUAGAGGAUGUCUUAUAUUUAGCUGAAGAUGCUUCCAAUUUGCUCUCCAAGUGCUGUGAUUCAUUGGAAGGAGAUUGCAUCCAGUCUGAGUUGUUCGCGUUCACCCUCAAACUCUGCAGUAAACUCUCCGCUCACGACCAAAGGGUUGCUGACUGCUGCAGCCAGCACGGCAACUGCACAAUCUAUCAGUGCAUCGACUCCCUCCCCUGGGACAAGCUCCCCAAAAGUCUGGAUUUAACACCAACAAAUCACGAAGCCAUCUGUGGUAAAGGGCAACAGCAGGAAUUCGAUCGCAUGAUCUUUCACUUUGCUCGCACAUUUACACGUGCUCCAGAGGGCAUCCUCACUCUCAUGAAUGAUGCUGUCCAAAAGGUAGCGGACAUGUGUUGCCAGGCCGAAGAUGUCCGUGCUUGUUUUGAUGCGAAGAAUCCAGAGGCAACAGCCGAUAUAUUAGAAAUGCUUUCCAAAGGAGCUGAGCUGUGCAAUGAUUACACAGAUCACAGUUUCCAAGAAUUUAAGAACAGGCUACGAGAGAGCUAUCUGAAGAAGUUUCCCACUGCUACAGAAGAUGCUGUUUCUGCACAGGUGGAGCAGAGGGCCAAUUUCGCAUCCAUUUGCUGCCAUCUGAAUGCGCCUCCAUCAUAUUGCGGCAUGAAGGCGCCUUAGAAGACCUUCCGCUCCGCACAAACCCAAGGUUUUCCUGAGCCAUCCAAGCUGACCAGCUCAACGCCUUGUGCCUAUUGAAUCCUUAAUAAAACCUACAUUUCCAUCGCUGCGGAAAGAAUGCACAUGAUUUCAACAGCAUAUGCUUUAAAUUGUUUCACCUCAGUAGGUUCAUGUAGGCAGAGAACAUUGUGAAAAACUGAAAAUGUAGCUCAUUUCCAACACCCUGGUCCCGCUGAGAAUGCGGGACCAGACAGGAAAAGUAAAAAUAAAGGGUGAGUUUCUGCAUGG